AUGUCAGAUGCCAAGGAGUCUAAAAUUCCAAUGGACCCUGGAUAUCUAAAAAUGGGAAACACGACACCACGCAUCGACAACAAGACUUACCAAAAAAUCAUUGGGUCACUAUUAUAUAUCUGCGUUAACACUCGUCCGGACAUUUCAGCACCAGUAACGAUUUUGAGCCAACACAUAAAUGAUACAAGACAGCAGGAUUGGAACGAACUCCAACGUAUCCUCAGGUACUUAAAGUACACAUGCACCUAUGAACUAAGAUUAAGCAACUCAUCAACGGCCAAUAAGGAAUUAGUCGGGUACGCUGACGCUAAUUGGGCAGAGUCACGAGAAGAUAGAAAAUCUAACAGCGGCUACCUGUUUAAAAUCUUUGGUGGAACUGUGAGCUGGUGUUGCAAAAAGCAGGACUGCGUAUCAAUAUCUUCAACAGAGACGGAGAUAGUAGCUCUAGCAGAAACAUGCAAAGAAGCAGUUUGGUUGAGAGAAUUGUUGAAAUUCUUCAAACAAGAACAACUACAUCCUACCAUCAUUAAUGAGGACAACCAAAGUUGUAUAAAUAGUCAUAAACUAGCUGGCCUAACGAACCGCAAUAAACACAUUGAUGUCAAGCAUUAUUUUGCACGGGAUCUAGAACAAGAAAACGUCAUCAAAUUGAAAUACUGCCCCACCGAAUCAAACCAAGCAGAUAUUCUAACCAAACCAACUGGACCGGUGAGAUUGAAGACCAUGGUGGACCAAAUUGGUAUCAAGGCAGCGCCACAGUUUUAG
This is a messenger RNA of Microplitis demolitor, 765 nucleotides long. RefSeq lists its product as uncharacterized. The transcript has a single exon. Bases 1 to 765 code for a protein of 254 amino acids. The record is from RefSeq and is a predicted model, not a curated record. Lineage: Eukaryota; Metazoa; Arthropoda; Insecta; Hymenoptera; Braconidae.